Molecule: messenger RNA, 525 nt
Organism: Cheilinus undulatus (humphead wrasse)
Lineage: Eukaryota; Metazoa; Chordata; Actinopteri; Labriformes; Labridae
Gene: crygs4
Product: crystallin, gamma S4
Exons: 3
Coding region: 1-525 (174 amino acids)
Biological process (GO): lens development in camera-type eye; visual perception
Molecular function (GO): structural constituent of eye lens
Source: RefSeq, a predicted model, not a curated record
AUGGAGAAGAUAGUGUUCUAUGAGGACCGGGACUUUCAGGGAAAGUCCUAUUCCUGCAAAGGUGACUCAGCAGACUUGCAUGGCUACAUCCGCCGAUGCAACUCAGUCAGGGUAGAGGGUGGCUGGUGGGUUUUGUAUGAGCGCAACAACUUCAUGGGCUACCAGUAUGUAAUUGGUCCUGGGGAGUACAAUGACUAUCAUCGCUGGAUGGGCUUCAAUGACUGUGUCAGAUCCUGCAGGAUCAUCAAAGGCGCCAAAGGGCCGCACAGACUCAGGCUGUUUGAUCGGCCAAACUUUGGCGGGCAGUCCUUUGAGCUGACAGAAAACAUGAAGUCCGUCCAGGAUAGAUGGAAUCGACAAGAAGUGCAGUCCUGCAAGGUUCUAGGGGGCUCUUGGGUUUUCUUUGAGCAUCCUAACUACAGUGGUCGCCAGUAUCUGCUGGAGAAAGGAGAUUACCCAAAUUUCUCAGAAUGGGGAGCUCUGAAGGCACUCGUAGGCUCCAUCAGAAGAAUCAUACCGCUGUGA